AUGUCGUUUGGAAGUCCUGGUGGUGGCGCCACGAAUAUCAAGCCGACGCCUCCCGAGCGUGGAAGCUUUCCUCUCGAUCACGAUGGUGAAUGCAAGCAUCUCAUCUCUGAUUAUUUGAAGUGUCUCAAGUCGAGGAGAGGUGUCAAUGACGACGAGUGCCGGAAGCUCGCGAAGGGCUAUCUUGCCUGCCGGAUGGACAAGAAUCUGAUGGCACCGGACGACUUCAAAAACCUAGGACUCAUAUUCGAGAAGGACCAAGCUACGAAACAAAACACGGGUGCGUUGACUGGAAAUUCAGAAACAAAGCCAUGA
Messenger RNA from Aspergillus terreus NIH2624, 312 nucleotides. RefSeq lists its product as uncharacterized. The transcript has 4 exons. Lineage: Eukaryota; Fungi; Ascomycota; Eurotiomycetes; Eurotiales; Aspergillaceae. Gene Ontology annotation, cellular component: mitochondrial intermembrane space. The coding region runs from base 1 to 312 and encodes 103 amino acids. The record is from RefSeq and is a predicted model, not a curated record. Gene Ontology annotation, biological process: mitochondrial respiratory chain complex IV assembly.